CAACCCAGGCAGAAGCGGAUAGACGGAAGAUAUAGAGUCGCACCCCAGUCAGAGGUGAUCUACUGCCACUGGAGGACAGAAGUGCCUUUUUGUCAAGUUUUUGCAGUGACAGACCUGACCAUGAGAAGUGUGCGUAUGUGUUUCUGCCUGGCUCUGCUGUUUCCAUGGUGCGUUCAGAGCCAGAGAAGCCCCCCAUCCUUUAACCAACUCGAUGAAGACACACAGAAGGAUGUGCUGGCCGUCAACAUCUUAAAUCGCAGCGGUGUGUUGAACUCAUUGCUCCGGUCAGAGCAUCACCUGGUGCUUCGGCAAGCAGGAGCCCUGCGCGCUGCUUCCCAGAUGCCAAAGAGAGCCCAGCAGGGGUCCCGCUUCGCCCUGUCCCUCGACGUCCCCACCAGCAUCCUUAGUGUCCUCAUAGACCUCGCCAAGAACCAGGACAUGAGGACCAAGGCGGCAGCCAAUGCAGAGCUGAUGGCACGUAUAGGCAGGAGGAAAUGAAAGAAUUACGGGGAAAAUCUCACCUCGCAGCAAAGUUAAUACACUGGCAAAAAUCUGUCAAAAACUACUUUAGUUCAGGUGAAACCAUUCUUUGCAAUUAGUGUCUGUCCAUUAGAGCUUAGAUCCGCUUUACUUUUACGUGUUAAAAGAGAAACAUCUGCAAGACAACUGAAUUCUAUACGCAAAACACUCAAUAGAAUAACUCUUGAGGGAAAAAUAGUUAGACCUACUGAUGCAAAGAUCUGCCACAUACACAGGGCACUGUAAACAAAACUAGAUGAAGCUGGAUUUUCAUUUGAAAGAUUACUCACCACUGGAUCAAAAACGGGUUUGAAAAUAUGUCUCGUGUGUUUGUAUGUGUGAUCUUCAAUUUAAAAGGAAAAAAAGUUGUUCAAUUAAAUCCAAUAUGAUAAUCACAUUUCUUCCUCAAGUCUUAUUGAUUUCUGCCCUGAUAUCAACCGUUCUUAGUAAUAAUUACAGGCAUCAGCAGCCAAUAAAGCACAUUUGAAUGGGUCUUGGCCAAAUGAGCCUGCAUCAUCCACAGCAGCAUCUGAUGUAUGAUAACAGGACAAAGACACAGGCAGGAUAUUGACAUCUGGGAGAAGACAGAGCCUUUCUAUAAACCUUUGUUGAGUGCUACUUGAUACAUUUGGCAAACACAGCUUGUUCUAGAUUAGACUAAGAUCUGUUGGAUGACUCAUCCGUGCUCUUCAGCAAAUGUGCAGCAAAUGUGAAGCAACAGA
Menidia menidia (Atlantic silverside) is the source of this 1241-nucleotide messenger RNA. The record is from the annotation of a GenBank genome assembly. Lineage: Eukaryota; Metazoa; Chordata; Actinopteri; Atheriniformes; Atherinopsidae.